This is a messenger RNA of Epinephelus fuscoguttatus (brown-marbled grouper), 2016 nucleotides long. It is a transcript of the gene strap, whose product is annotated as serine/threonine kinase receptor associated protein. Gene Ontology annotation, cellular component: SMN complex. The record is from RefSeq and is a predicted model, not a curated record. The transcript is spliced from 9 exons. Bases 343 to 1332 code for a protein of 329 amino acids. Gene Ontology annotation, biological process: spliceosomal snRNP assembly. Lineage: Eukaryota; Metazoa; Chordata; Actinopteri; Perciformes; Serranidae. Gene Ontology annotation, molecular function: RNA binding; protein binding.
GAAUACCGGCUAUAUCAUCUCGGCGGUAGUUGCGCCGCGUUGCACGUUGCUAGAUAGUUGCAAUGUUGUAGCUAUUAGCACGACAGCCAUUCCUUCGCUGGGAGGGAGACCCCACGUUUAGUUCGACCAACCUUCCGACUAAUUCUCACUCUUUAUAUCCCAACCAGCGGUCAAUUGCUGGCCAACGGAAAUAAAUAAUCAAAAUAACGUUACUAGCUAGCUAACUUGUUUUGUCAUUCUCUUGCCCGCUAGCCUACCCCAUUAGCUAGCUAGCUAGCUGCUCGCUAGCGUUGAACCGUCUCCUCCCUCAGUGCGAACAGUCUCCUGCCCGGCUGGAGGACCAUGGCGAUGAGACAGACUCCGCUCACCUGCUCCGGUCACACCCGGCCUGUGGUGGACCUGGCCUUCAGUGGAAUCACUCCCUAUGGCUACUUCCUCAUCAGCGCCUGCAAGGAUGGCAAGCCCAUGUUGCGCCAGGGAGACACAGGGGACUGGAUAGGAACGUUUCUGGGUCACAAAGGCGCUGUCUGGGGAGCCACUCUGAACACAGACGCCACCAAGGCAGCCACCGCCGCAGCUGACUUCACAGCAAAGGUGUGGGAUGCAGUGAGUGGAGACGAAGUCCUCACACUGGCACACAAACACAUUGUCAAGACUGUCACCUUUACUCAGGACAGCAACUACCUGCUGACUGGAGGAAAUGACAAGCUGCUGCGCAUCUAUGAUCUCAGCAACCCUGAAGCAGCCCCUCAGGAGAUUGCAGGUCACACCUCAGCCAUAAAAAAAGCCUUGUGGUGUAACAACGACAAGCUGAUCCUCUCUGCUGCCGAUGACAAAACCAUACGGCUGUGGGACAGGAGCUCCAUGGAGGAGGUGAAGACGCUGUCAUUCGACACGUCAGUGAGCAGCAUGGAGUAUGUGGCUGAUGGAGAGAUUCUUGUGAUCACAUAUGGAAAGACAAUUGCUUUUUACAACGCUCUAAGCCUGGACCUGAUCAAGACCGUAGAAGCCCCAGCUCCCAUCAACUCAGCCUCCCUCCACCCAGAGAAGGACUUCUUUGUUGCCGGUGGAGAGGACUUCAAGCUCUACAAGUUUGACUACAGCACCAAGGAAGAGCUGGAGUCCUAUAAGGGUCACUUUGGUCCAGUGCACUGUGUUCGCUUCAGUCCGGAUGGUGAGCUGUACGCCAGCGGCUCUGAGGACGGCACGCUGCGACUGUGGCAGACGGCUGUGGGGAAAACUUAUGGCCUGUGGAAGUGUGUCCUCCCUGAGGACCUGGGGGCAGAGAACUCUGAGCAGUUGUACACUGCGCCCCCUGAGAUCAAAGCCUGAAGAGAAAGCAGCGUUGUUUGGAAUAGGAUGAGAAGAGAGAAGGAAACGAGCGGAGGGGUGUUCCAGCGUUCUAUCUGGCCCCAGCAAGGAGCAGAGUCCAGAGCAUCUCCAUCCAUCAGGGGACUGAUGUGGAUAUUAUGACUGCCCUGUCUGUCAUAGACUAACCCAGUGCACACUUACACAGACAUGCACAUACACACACAUUCGCACACACACACUGAUGUCAUGCAGUCAUAUGGACAGUAUGGGCUGCAGAGUAAAGCAGUAGAGCUGUGAGUAUCAGCUCAUUGCUGCCUGCUUUCUCUCUGAUCAGCCUACAUCUGUCUGCUUAAGUUAUUUUAACUUCCCCCCCCUAAAAUCACAUGAUGCUACGAUCAGUUUUGGUUUCAAAAAUAAGAUCAAUGAGCUGGACCAACGCUUUUGUUUUCAGUUCAUCGUUACGGGAAUACUAUCGCUAGUUGCACAGUUUGUGCUAAAGUUAAGGCGUUUUAAUUUCUUCUGCUGUUGUACUGUUUAAGUAUACAAAAGUUUGGUGUCAAAAUGAAAGAAAAUAUUGUUUUGUGACAAGGCGGAAAGGGAAGAAAUGUCACUGGUCUUUUUUCCGUUUUGGUUUGUGUCUUCAUUUGUGUCCAGUGAUGAAAUAAACAAACGCAUUACUGUUUUAUUUGUAAGUAAUGCACAAGG